Vigna umbellata (rice bean) is the source of this 1452-nucleotide messenger RNA. RefSeq names its product mogroside I-E synthase-like. NCBI's taxonomy places the organism in Eukaryota, Viridiplantae, Streptophyta, Magnoliopsida, Fabales, Fabaceae. The record is from RefSeq and is a predicted model, not a curated record. Gene Ontology annotation, molecular function: quercetin 3-O-glucosyltransferase activity; quercetin 7-O-glucosyltransferase activity.
GAGAGAGAGAGAGAGAGAGAGAGAGAGAAAUAAUGGAGAAGAAAAAUAUAGCAACAAGAAGAGCACAUUGCUUGGUGUUAGCAUACCCUGCAUAUGGCCAUAUCAACCCUAUGCUGCAGUUGUCGAAGCUGUUGCUUCGUGAAGGAGUGAGAGUAACGUUUGUGACAACUAUUUUCUACGCGAAUAUUGUGCAGAAAGUGCCUCCUCCCAUUACACUGGAAACCAUUUCUGAUGGGUUUGAUGAAGUUGGCUAUACAGGUGCUGCCAGCCUCAAAGAAUACACAGAGAAAUUUUGUGAAGUUGGGUCACUCACCUUUGCUGAGCUUCUUGAGAAACUUGGAAGAUCAGAAGAUGAUCGUGUUGAUUGUGUUAUCUAUGAUUCAUUCUUCCCUUGGGCAUUGGAUGUUGCAAAGAGAUUUGGGAUAGUUAGUGCUUCUUAUCUCACUCAAAACAUGACUGUGAAUAGUAUAUACUAUCAUGCUCAAAUGGGAAAGUUGCAGGUUCCACUCAAACAAGAUGAAAUUUCCCUUCCCACCUUGCCUAAACUUCAACCUCAGGACUUGCCUACAUUUUUCCUUACUUACGAAAAACAACCAUUUCUGCUUCCUUUUCUUAUGGACCAGUUCUCCAACAUCGACAAAGCUGAUUGGAUCCUCUGCAACACAUUAUACGACAUGGAUAAAGAGAUUGUAGAUGGAUUCAAGGAGAUUUGGCCUAAAUUUAGGUGUAUUGGACCAAAUAUACCAUCUUUCUUCUUAGACGAACAAUAUGAAGAAGAUCAAGAUUAUGGGGUGACAGAAUUGAAGAGGGAUGAAUGCAUAGAAUGGUUAGAUGAUAAGCCAAAAGAUUCUGUUGUUUAUGUAUCAUUUGGGAGUAUUGCAAGCUUUGAGAAGGAGCAAAUGGAAGAAAUAGCUUGUUGUUUGAAAGAGUGUUCACAUUACUUUCUGUGGGUGGUUAGAAAGUCAGAAGAGGCCAAUCUCCCAAAAGGUUUUGAGAAGAAAACGGAAAAGGGUUUUGUAGUGACAUGGUGCUCCCAGCUAAAAGUCCUGGCUCAUGAGGCUAUAGGAUGUUUUGUGACACAUUGUGGUUGGAAUUCGACGUUAGAAACUUUGUGCUUAGGAGUGCCAACAAUUGCAAUACCAUUUUGGUCAGAUCAAAGCACGAAUGCAAAACUUAUGGAAGAUGUUUGGAAGAUGGGAAUUAGGGCUCCCUUUGAUGAAAAAAAGGUUGUGCGAAGAGAAGCUCUGAAGCAUUGCAUAAGAGAAAUAAUGGAGAAUGAGAAAGGAAAUGAGUUGAAAAACAAUGCCAAUCAAUGGAGGACUUUAGCUGUGAAGGCUGUUAAAAGUGGUGGAAGUUCUCAUAAAAAUAUUCUAGAAUUCGUAAAUAGCUUCUUUCAUUAGUAGUACAUGCAUGAAAACGAUCACUACUAUGACAACUAUGCAUUUUUUAAGU